Messenger RNA from Racocetra persica, 454 nucleotides. The record is from the annotation of a GenBank genome assembly. Lineage: Eukaryota; Fungi; Glomeromycota; Glomeromycetes; Diversisporales; Gigasporaceae.
GUUUGUGAUGAUUUAAUUGGAGAAGAAGUGGCAGAAGCCCCUGAGGGUCGUGGUAGAAGGCGUUCAGAAAACUAUAUUCAAAAUUCCUCUUCCGGACAUUAUUCUGUAACUUCCUCAUCUCAAAAUCCAAAUAUUCAGCAACAUCAUCGAUCCUUGUCAGGACCGCAGAAUUUACCACUUCCACCCCUACCACAGCAGCAUGUUCCAUCGCCUCAUUUGUUACAUCAUUCACAUAAACAGCACUCACAUUCUUCUCUAAUAGCUGCCAAUUGGCGUCCUUCUCAAAGUCAAUCAGGUCAACAGCCACCACCGAUACCAAACCCACCAGUACAGAUAACAUAUCAGAAUACAUAUUCUAAUUCUAAACCUUCGUCUCCUAACAAUUUUCCAAAUAUAUCAACUUCUGCCACUUCUUCUCCAAUUAAAUCAUCACAAACCUCAACACACACGACGC